GUUGGAUAGACUGAAGUGCAGCCUGAUUUAAUACAGGACCGUCUUCUCUGUCUCCGGAUAGACAGUUGGAGAGGCGGAGGAGGAGGAGAGGCUGCAGUCCAGUAAUAUGGAGGAGGGUUCUGGGGAGAAGGUCCCUGGGUCACGGCGGCGGACAUCGACUGGCAAGAUGACUGUCAUCAACAUCUCUGUUCCACCAUUCACUCAAUACAGUGACUCGAAGGCAGGCCAGAGCUACUAUCUCAACCUGGCGUUUCGUGUGGCUGUCCUCAUGAGCCAACACCUUGUUGACAGAGUUCACACCACUGUAGCUGCUUCUCUCUCCUCCCGUGAGGGAAGGGAGACCGUGGACUCUGACCUCCGAAGGCCCUGGGAGGAGAGCUAGUGAUGGAGGUUCUGCCGGCAGUGAGGGUGUGGCUGGAGUGGGUGGACAGACAAGAGGGUAUCUGGACUCCUCUCCUCUCCUCAACCAACAAGACACACCUAAGAGCUCUUCUCCUCCAACUGAGUCAGACCCUGUCAUUACUUCCAACAACAGAGUUAGUUGUGGUUGGCCCAGAGUGGGCGGGGCUCUGGGAGGACGGAAUGUUGAUGGGGUUCAUGCCACUCAAGGCAGAGGUUUCCACGGAGACGUCGUUGGCCACGCCCUCUCUGUUCAAACUGACAUCCGAGCAAAUAAAAGAACAAAAUGCUCUGAGGUUUACACUGCUCUCUCGGACAUGUGAUCGGCUCACAAGCCAUGCCCACUGUAACGAGGUGGACAGAGCCCCGAAUGGAGAGAGGAAUGGAGGAGAAGAGGUGGUGAAGUUUUCUCUGUGGAUGGCUUCAGUGAGGAGGAGGAAGGGGGAGGAAGAGGGGGAGGAGGGGGAGGAGGGGGAGAGAAGGACAAAUGAGUCAGGGGUGAGAGUUGAACCACUGGAUGAUGCCAAAGAUGCCAACAUCCAAAGAUUGAAAGCGGAAAAGGAGAGACUGAGUCACGAGAUAGAGCAGCGCAGCCAAGUCCUUACCACUACACAGACGGUGCUACAGGAGGCAGUGGCUGUGGGGGAGAGAGAGACUGUGGUGUGUGCUCGCUUUCUCGUCCCCGACACCAACGGCUUUGUGGACCAGCUGGGAAGCAUCAGGGCACUCGUGGAGUGUGGACACUUUGUUCUGGCCGUGCCUCUUAUUGGUGAGUUGGAUUAG
This is a messenger RNA of Geodia barretti, 1182 nucleotides long. The record is from the annotation of a GenBank genome assembly. NCBI's taxonomy places the organism in Eukaryota, Metazoa, Porifera, Demospongiae, Tetractinellida, Geodiidae.